Penicillium waksmanii is the source of this 774-nucleotide messenger RNA. RefSeq names its product DUF3425 domain-containing protein. The transcript has a single exon. NCBI's taxonomy places the organism in Eukaryota, Fungi, Ascomycota, Eurotiomycetes, Eurotiales, Aspergillaceae. Bases 1 to 774 code for a protein of 257 amino acids. The record is from RefSeq and is a predicted model, not a curated record.
AUGACCGCAAUCAGCCCUUCCCAGGACACUAGACGCUCUCCCUCAAGACUCGACCCUUCAAGCCAAUCGGAGGCUUUGGCAUUAAUUUCAAAAUAUGCUGCUCAUACCAAUGAAACUACCCGAGCAAGAGUGGAAUCCGGAGAAAUCACCAUCGGGGAUAUUCUUCAGGCUGGGCUGGAUGAACUCGAUCGGCAACCAACACAAACCACAUUAGCUCGUGCAGAAAGUCCCUCAAAUCGAUCGUGGAUCCCUGGUCCACGGACGGACAAAAUUCUGGUUCCAAAUAACAGCAUGCAGGUGCAUUCUCAUUCACUACCAGACAUUUACGCUAAUAAUUUCCGCUGGAAGCAAUUCUCUACCGUGGCUGCAAUUCGAGCAAAUGCUGAAUCUAUUGGAUUAACUUUUGAAGAGAUCACCCAUCCUAAAUCGAUAUCACCAUUCUACCACCCUAGCGCUCUUGCAAAAGACCAAUACCAGAUUAUUUGCUCAGCUGGGUUUCAAGGGAUAAAGCCACAUCUACGACCAACCGAGACACAGUUGAGCUAUCCUCAUCAUCCUUGGCUCGAUAUUUUCCCGUGUCCCAUUUUCCGCGACAGAUAUAUUCGCCUGGUAGCUAUGGGCUCCUCAGUAUUCAACGCCGACGAGUUCUGCAUGGACCUCCAGAACGGUGGCCUCAUUUGUUGGGGUUCGCACUCGGGGGGAGAGGCACGACGCGAGUGGAUCAGGAGCACCUUGGGAUAUGCGAAGCUGGGAGGCUCAACCUUGGUUUCUUAA